AUGAAACAUUCUUGUAUUCAAUUGGAUGAUUUGCCAGAUGAAAUUCUUAUGAUUAUUUUCCAAAAACUCAAUCAGCUUGAAUUACUUCUCUCUUUAGGUGUCAACAAGCGACUAAAAAAGAUUGCAUAUGAUCAAAACUUUACAAGUCAUUUGACGUUAUUCAAACGUUUAUCAAAUGAUGAUAUCCAACCAUUGCCUGAUCGAAUAGUUGAUCGAUUUCGAUUAGAAAUUUUACCUCAAAUUCAUCAUAAAAUCAUGUGGCUUGAGCUUGAGUCAAUAUCUAUGGAACGCAUUCUUCUUACUACAAAUUAUCCUAAUUUAUGUGGACUUGGUUUACAUGGUAUUGACGUCGAAAAAGCUAUACUUUUCUUUACUGGUUAG
Molecule: messenger RNA, 381 nt
Organism: Rotaria sordida
Lineage: Eukaryota; Metazoa; Rotifera; Eurotatoria; Philodinida; Philodinidae
Source: the annotation of a GenBank genome assembly